Closterium sp. Naga37s-1 is the source of this 3072-nucleotide messenger RNA. The record is from the annotation of a GenBank genome assembly. Lineage: Eukaryota; Viridiplantae; Streptophyta; Zygnematophyceae; Desmidiales; Closteriaceae.
AUGUGGAAGCGCAAAUUCUCCGCAGCCGGCGGAGAUGCUUCCGCCGAAUCUUCCGCCUCGCGCGGCCGUGGUGCGGGCGGGAGCGGAAGCGGAAGCAGCGGAUUCGGCUUCGUGCGCUCGGGGGGAAGCGCGUACACGCCGCCCGUGAAUCCUGCCGGCUCGUACGGCGGCUUCGGCGGAGGAGGAAACUACGCCGGCUACCGCGGCGGCUCGGGUCGGCGGUCGCUGCCGGACGACGAGGACGACGAUAUAGCGGAUAUCGAGUACCGCGAUGACGGGGAUGCGGGGGGCGCCACGACGGCCACUGGUUUUGGGGAAGGAGAAGACGACGAGGGAAACCGACGCGCGGCGGCGGCGGAAGAGGAGGAGGAGGAUCCGCUCGACGCGUUCAUGUCGGGCAUCGAGCAGAAGGUGAAGGAGGACGCGGUCGCCGCCACUUCGCGCGCGGCGGCGGCGGCGGCGGGCGCGAAGGGCGGAGAAUCGGGGGAAGCCGCAAAGCCGGAGCGGGAGGACUGGCGCGCGGAGGAGGAGGAGGCGGAUCUGCUCAACUCGUUCCUGCGCGCGCGCAAGAGCGCGGGGCUGUCGGUGGCGGCGGAGGCUGUGAUGGGGCGCGGGUACGACUCGGACGAGGAGGUCUACGCCGCCGCGAAAGCCGUCGACGCCGCUGCCGCCGCCGCGGCCGCCGCUGGGUCCGCAUUAGAGAGUCCUGACGUCACCGCCAUGUCAGCAGCCGACGUGGCGGCGCGGCUCGCGGCGCUCUCGAUCCGCACGUCGGGCUUCGACGUGCCGCGCCCGAUCAGCGCGUUCGCGCACGCCGCGCUCCCCCCCGCGCUGAUGGGCGCAGUGCGCAAGCACGGCUACUCCGCGCCCACGCCCAUCCAGUCCGCCGCGCUCCCCGUCAUCCUCAGCGGCCGUGACGUCAUCGGCGUCGCGAAAACCGGCUCGGGAAAAACCGCCGCGUUCGUCCUCCCUCUGAUCGUCCACGUGGCGGACCAGCCGCGCGCGGGGCGCGGGGAGGGCCCGAUCGCGCUGAUCUGCGCGCCGACGCGCGAGCUGGCGGCGCAGAUCCACGCGGAGGCGCGGCGCUUCGCGAAACCCCUAAACCUCCGCGUGGCGGGCGUGUUCGGCGGGAUGUCGAAAUUCGAGCAGUUCAAGGAGCUGAAAGGGGGCGUGGAGGUGGUGGUGGCGACGCCCGGGCGGCUGAUCGACAUGCUCAAGAUGAAGGCGCUGUCGUUGCGACGCUGCACGUUCCUCGUGCUGGACGAGGCCGAUAUGAUGUUCCACCUGGGCUUCGAACCGCAGGUGCGAGCCAUCGUGGCGCAGAUCCGCCCCGACCGCCAGACGCUGCUCUUCUCCGCCACCAUGCCGCGCCGCAUCGAGCGCCUCGCGCGCGACAUUCUCACCCACCCCGUGCGCAUCGCCGUGGGGGAGGUGGGCGCAGCAAACACGGACGUGCGGCAGCAGGUGGUGGUGCUGGCAGGGGACGACGGGAAGGUCCCGUGGCUGCUGGGGGAGCUGGGCACGCGCGUGGACGAGGGCGACGUGCUCGUGUUCGCCGGGACGAAAUUACGAGUUGAUGCGGUAACCGCGGCGGUGGCGGGCGCGGGGUUUAAGGUCGGCGCGCUGCACGGGGAUUUGGACCAAUCGCGGCGCAGCGAGGUGGUGCGGCAGCUGAAGAAGGGAGACUUGCAUGUGGUUGUUGCCACGGAUGUAGCAGCCAGGGGAUUAGACAUGCGGUCCAUCAAAACGGUUAUUAAUAUGGACAGUGCGCGGGACAUGGACGCGCAUGUGCAUAGAGUGGGGAGGACGGGCAGGGCGGGGGACACGGAUGGAGUGGCGAUUUCGGUGGUGACGGGGAAGGAGGCGCGGUUUGCGGGCGAGCUGGUUGGGUGCCUCGUGGCCGGUGGGCAGGAGGUGCCUCCAGAGCUGCUGGAGCUGGCGAUGAAGGGGGACACUGACACGGACGGAGUGGCGUGUGUCGAUGGUGACGGGCAAGGAGGCACGGGGGAAGCUGGUCGGAUGCCUGGUGGCGGGCGGGCAGAAGCAGGCAAUGAAGAGCUCAGAGGGAGGGGAGAGGAGGUGAGUCACUCGGCCGUUUACUCUUCUCUCCACCACCACUUGCCGUUUACCCCUUCUUCCCACAGCGUUUCCUCCCCUUUCCCUCCCCACCCGCCCCCCUGUUUCCGCAAGGGCAAGGGGGGGAGAGGCGGAGGGGGAGGGGGGAGGGGGGCACGGGGGGUGGACUAUGGCAUGGGGCUGGGCUUUCAGGAGGGGGGAGGGGCCGGGGGAGGGGCUGGGGCUGGGGGAGGGGUAGGGGGAGGGGGAGGGGGAGGGGGAGGGGGAGGGGGUGGGGGAGGGGGUGGGGGAGGGGGGAGAGGCGUGGGGGCGAAAGGUGGGGGGCGAGGGAGUGGGGCAAAUGCGUUCGUGUCUGGGGGAUCACUGGGUGUUGCUGGGACGCCCACUGAUCAUGCUGCUUCUGCUGCUGCUGGCGGUGGUAGUGCUGCUGCUGGUGGCAGCAGUGGGGGCAGCAGGGUGGGCACGCGAGCAGGGGCAGUGGAUGCACUGCGGGUGGGCAUGAUGGCCAAGUUCAAGUCCUCCUUUGUUGCUGCCUCCGCUCCCCACCCCCACGACCCUGUCCCCGACCUCCCUCCGCCCCCUCCGCCUCUCCCCCCUGCUUCUGAUGCCCCUCCCCCUCCGCCCUCUGCUGCUACUCCUGCUGCUUCUGGCUUUGCGGCACCACAAGGAGCAGUCGCAGAGCCAGCUUGGGGGGGAAGCGCUGCUGCUGCUGCUGCUGCUGCUGCUGUUGGUGGUGGUGUCAGCAGUGGCAGCAGCAUGGGGGCAGACGUGGUGGCGGCUGCGAUUGCAGCGGCUGCAGCCAAGGCUGCUGCCAUCGCUGCCAGCCUUGGCCUGCAGGCUCCCGGGGGAGGAGGUGGGGGAGGAGGGGUAGGAGGGGCAGCAGCGGGAGGGAUGGCGAUGGGAGGAGGGGUGACAGGGACGGUUGCUAGCAUGGGUGCAGCUUCAGGUGGAGUUGAUGGUGUUGGGGAGUUGGGGGAUCGAGUGUUUGUGCUCUAA